GGUGGCGCAAGCUGCCACAUAUACACCAUUAACCAUCGGUUCAGCCAUCUAUCCACCCACAGCCUUCACCCACUUAUCGUUCCUUUGUUCUGUUUGGCGCGUUACUUGCGGUGGUGACGAAUGACGGUUGGCGAGUUUACCGAGUUGACGAGCCAAACGAAUGUCAGUAUUUUCGCGCCUAGCUGCUCGCGUGGCUUUAGCAGCGUUCGACAAUGCCGCCCGUGCGGUGUCUGGUCACCGUGCCUCACCUACAGGCUGCCAGGUCUUUCAAGCUCGAGGAUGGAUCGGUAAACUCUUUGAAACAUGCGGUGGCUACGUGCCCCGUUCUUGGGAACUCCAUCAAACUGUCUUCUGUCAGGUUUCAGAUGCUGGAUUUGGUAUUUGAAGAAUACACUGACCUUGCUGCGGACGACGAAAUACAUGACAUGGCUAAAAUCACUCUCCUGCCCAUUGUAACUGUCCCAGAGGGUGGGCCAGGCUCAUCUUCCACUCAGGAGGAGGCUUCAUUGGAGACGGUGCGCACUGAAAACUGUGAAACCGCCCAAAGAGAGAGCUUGCCAGAUGAAACUUCUCCAGAUGACUCCUCUCCAGAUGUACCAUUGGUAGGCAUCGAGCCCUUUGAGCUGCCUUCGUGUUCAGACGACGAUGGGAACACCUUCAUUUUCCCCAAGCUUGGAGCUCUCCAUGAUACGAUCAUCUCUGGCAAACCUCUGACAUCUUCAUCAUUCCGAAAGAUUGUGGAGCUCCUCUUUCGUGCAAUGGUGAAGAUAACAAUGUAAGUAAGGUGGUCUCAAAAUUCGGACUUAUUCCUAGCUUCAUCAUUUCCAGUUCCUUUCAUGGGUGACUUCUUUGUGGGCACCGGUCAACCUUUGUCUUGCUGUAUCUUUCUGUAUCCAGCUAAACCUAUGUCUUAAAUCACAGUAUCGAAGCAGGUGAAACUGAUUUUUGCAAUAUAUUUGAAGUGGGUUUAAUCCCUCUAACCCUCCUUGUAUACAAAAAAAAAAAAAGUAAUUCGGAAAAAAAGCUAGGUUGCUUCUUUCUGGUCCUUAUCUUGCCAAAUUUUGUGCAGUGGUAAACAUAGUAGAUUGAUGGCUUAUUUGCGUUGUUUCACAAGUGCAUCUUUGUGCUGAAUUUUAGGCUUCUUGGUCGAGACCGCUGCGCCAAAAAUGAAAUUAGUCAGUUCAGGCUAGAGAAAUGUUUGGUUAGUUAGGUCACUUCUUGUCAUUUGCUAGAAGCAAUCCAUGCCCUCGCUGUAUUUACAGGUGUAUGUGUUGCUGGUGUGUAAAAUUAAUGGAAGCUUUAAGUAACUUGCUCGUUUUCCUUCAAUAGGACAACAUGUCUCUUUGUCGAAAUUCAUAUUACAAGAAUUUGCUAAGCGGAAAAUGUGUAGAUAUUCCUUUUUUUUUUAAAUAUCUGAAAAUUUGGUGCGACUAGUUAUAAUCGAUUGGGGGUCAUUGGCAUGUUUAAAACAUUGAUGCACUGUGUACCAUCUGAACAAUACCUUGCAUCUUCCUCGCGUAGGCUCAGUCUGCAUACGGGACCUAUUGAUUCACAAUGUGGGUUAUAAUAUUAGAGAUUGUUGAGCCAUAAGAAUGGGC
This is a messenger RNA of Ixodes scapularis (black-legged tick), 1598 nucleotides long. RefSeq lists its product as uncharacterized. The record is from RefSeq and is a predicted model, not a curated record. The coding region runs from base 213 to 779 and encodes 188 amino acids. The transcript is spliced from 4 exons. NCBI's taxonomy places the organism in Eukaryota, Metazoa, Arthropoda, Arachnida, Ixodida, Ixodidae.